Molecule: messenger RNA, 3939 nt
Organism: Heterostelium album PN500
Lineage: Eukaryota; Evosea; Eumycetozoa; Acytosteliales; Acytosteliaceae
Exons: 2
Coding region: 1-3939 (1312 amino acids)
Cellular component (GO): cytoplasm
Source: RefSeq, a predicted model, not a curated record
AUGGAACCCUCUUCACCCACUCCAUCAGAGGGUCAAAUCAUCAAUAAUGUUAUUGCCGAGGAGGAAAUGGAGAUAAUAUCAUCGACACCCACACCCAAUACCACUACCACCAAUGUUCCGACUGCGCCAAUUGUGGUUUCCACUGGUGGUGGCGGUGGUGCUCCGGCCGACAAACAAACGGGUGGUGUCCUCCGUUCCAAUAUUGGAAACAAAGCGAAUUUCCAUCCCUAUAGAAAACAAUCGGUUCCAUUCGGAAAUUUCAGUGGUGUCCAAUCGCCAACCUCACCAAACUCAUCGCCAAGCGGUGGUGCAACACCAACACAACCACAACAACAGCAACAACCACCCAAUAGUUCGCCAAAUGGCGGCGGCGGUGGCGUUGUUGUUAUCUCCAAUGGAAGCGGUACAUCUACUUCUUCUUCUGCCGUUGCAACGACAACAACUCAGCAGCAAGUUGUUGUUUCCUCUCAACAACCAACUACUACUUCACCAAUUACAGUAGCUUCCACCAUAGCAUCGCCAUCUCAACAGAAAGCAACUUCACAACCACAAAUCAUUGCCACUGCCACAACUAGCACCUCUACCAAUGGUAACAACAACAAAGAGUCCAAACAAUUGAUAUCGCCAGCACAGAUCGGUGGUAAUGGAUCAUCAUCUUCGCAAUCCUCACAAUCUUCACAAUCACAAUCACAAUCGUCAUCCUCUCAAUCGUCACCUCCAACAAUAUCAACCACACCAAAAUUAUUAAUAAUCAAUGAUGAAGAUAUUGUAAUUAAUAUCGAUGAAUCAGAGUUUGAUAGUUAUGAUUUGGAACAGGAUAUAUUGGAGAAUGACAAUGAGUCGUUGUUGAAUACCGACGAUGGUAUUCUUAGAUUCUACAGAAAGAUGAUGGCCAUCUUGAUAGGAAUGAGAACUAAAUCGAUACUUUUCAGCCAGCAACAACAGUUCCUUGGACGUCUCUAUUUCAUUUUGAUGGACAGCAACUACGAACCACUCUACGAUGAGAACGGUGAGUUCCUCAGACACUCACGUCAACAUAGCAUCCACCACAACACGGCCAUGCCUGAGCUAGGAGAAUUCAAAGCGUUCCGUCUCGGUUACAAAACCAACGUGAACUCCUCUCACAUCUAUCGUGUGCCACUCUUCCUCAGCCAUAUCACGCGAGUCGUCAUGCAGGCUCAUCAAUACGGUAGCGACGAGGACACUCACAACUCACGUGAUAACACCAACCGCUACAUUUUCAAGUCAAAGUGGUAUUGGCAUUUCUUGAAUAUGACUGUCGAUAAUUUCGUUUGUUCGUGUCACAAACAGAGUUCACCUUCAUCCACAUCGUCGUCCUCAUCGUCGUCAUCAUCGUCGUCAACUGUUACCACCACAACUACCGUCACCACUGCUGCGCCAGUGUCCAAUUCAUCAUCUUCAUCAUCGUCGAAAUCACAACAACAACAACAAUCGAAAGCUCCUUCACCACAACCUUCUCAAACAAGAAUGGCUUCCUCACAACCACAAAUCGUUCAAUCCAAACCGGUUCCACAACAACAACAACAACAACAACAUCAACAGAUAGUAAUAAGCCCAGCUUCAUCCUCAAAGAAAACAAGCCAACAACAAGUUAUCAAUGCUUUACCACAACAACAGCUACAGCAGCAACAGCAAAUAGGUGCCAAACAAAUAAUCACUCAGCCAUCUAUACCUUCAACCAAAAUAUCUGCCAAUUCACAACAACCAAUUCAUCAUCAACCAGUACCACCACAGGCGCAACAACAAGUAAUUCACCACCAACAACAGCAACAACAAGCAAUUCAUCAUCAACAACCACAGCCACAGGUGCAACAACAACAACAGAUUUAUCAACAUCAUUUCCAACAACAACCACAACAACCACAGGUACAACAACAACAACAAAUACAACAAUUACAACAGCAACAACAACAGCAAUCAGUUAGAAAUGGUGGAAACUAUGCAAACUAUAAAUGGAUAAGCAAUAACAAGUCGGUACCAUCACCAAGUGAGCAACAGCAGCAACAACAACCAUCGCCACAAACUGAGUCACCAAGACAGACAGCAUUCUAUCCACCACCAGGCGGUUACACUAUGGAUAGUUCACCAAGAGUCAAUCCAAACACCUAUCCACCACCUCAACCAGCUACAGAAUAUCCAUACUAUGGCCAACAGAGACCUUUACAACAACCAUCAUCUCCUCCAACUCAACAUCACCAACCAUCACCAACAGCUGCACCACAAUACCCCUAUCCGGCACCACAUUCACCACAUAACUCUGGAAAAUAUAAUAACAACACCGGUAGUCCAGUAACAACAAACAACAAUAGCAACAUAGUCAUCAACAACAACAAUAAUAGCAACAAUAACAACAAUAAUAAUAUGAGUUUCAUUCCACCCACAUUGAAUAUAAACAAUUCAGGCAAUGUGGAGGUUGCCUCUGAAAUGAUUACCAUCUUCCAAGACAUUAUAAAGCAAGCACUCACCGCUCAACAACAGAUUUUCAACCACCAUUUUACUGCCAUGAAACAGGAGCUACAAUCGGUCUAUGGAUUCAUCGGACAGUAUCUCAAUAAUCAACAGCAACAAAUGAAGCAACAAUACCCAUCUCCACCAGUAGGUUCACAACAACAGCCAGUUCCAAUGCAAAUUCAACAACAAGUACCACCACAACAACAACCACAAAUUCAACAACAAGUACCACCACAACAAACUCCCCAGUUCAACUAUAGUAAUAACAACAACAAUAAUGUACAGCCAAAUCCAUCUACCAAUUACGCACCACAACAACAACAAUUUGACAAUCAAAUCCACCAUGUUCAACAACGUAUUCAAAAGAACUAUCCUAAACAACAACAACAAGGACCAGUACAACAGCAACAAGUUCAACAAAUACAAAUUAAUGAACAUCCUGUUGUUUCAUCUAGAAGUAAAUCGGUAGUGACACCACCAAUUCAACAACAACCACAACAACAACCACCACAAGUUCCACCUCAACCCAUUUUACAAUAUCAUAUGACUCAACAAUACCAACAGAUGCCACCACCCGAAAAACCAAAGCAUAGUCACAAGAAGAAAACCCAACAACAACAAUCAAUGCCACCUCCACCAACCGAAAAUGUAAUUGUGACUCAGCAACCAGUGACAGUGUCUCUCAACAAAUUGUUUGACCAAAACAAUUUGGAAGAGUGGGAAACGAUUGAAGUGAUCAGUCCAACCAAGUCAUCGUCAAAGCCGACCAACACUCCACCAAUCACCAGAACAACACAUACUCCACUCCCACCACUGCCAAUUAUACAACAACAACAACCAACAACAACUACAACCACCACCACCACAACAUCAACAAUGGCAAUGGAUACAACUCAACCAAGUGGAGAAGCUGAAAGAGUAGCUGCCACUCAUCCCAAACUCAAAUCGAAAUUGGCCAACUCACAACAACAUCAACAGAAUGUUGCCGCUGCUGCUGCCGCCGCUGCAUCUUCACAACAGCAACAACAACAACUACAACUAUCAUCACAAUCACAACCAUCACAAUCUCAACCAACACAAUCACAGCCAACACAAUCACAAUCACAAUCCACACAAUCACAAUCACAACCAUCGCAAAUCAGUGCAAUCGAUACCGACGACGAUGAGAUAAUGAUUCCGGCCAAUUCGGGCGAAGAUGAAAUCGCCUUCAGAGAUCGCUGGAGAAAGAAGAUCUCCAAUCUCAAAGACACUCUUCUGAGUACUCACAACGAAUUUCAAUUCAGUAAACGCCGUGACAAGUACUAUCUCUGGGUGGCCGAAUUCAACCGUCGCUACGGUGGAGCCAGUCCUCCAACCAGACUGAUUCGUAUCGACGACGAUUUCCCAUUGACAUCCGACCAAGUACCUGCUUUCCUCCAAAGAAAUAAUUUAUCAUCAAAAAAGAGAGAUAAGAAAAAGAAAAAAUAA